CCGGCGGCUCCGCAGCUUCCUCGGCGCCCCCGGCCGCUACCGCUCAGGUGCUGCAGGCACAGCCCGAGAAACCGCAGCACUACACCUAUGUUAGAUACUAAAGAAGGCUUCCCCACAAUCCAUAUGCAUCUGCUUUGACUGGUGGUUUCUAUCAACCUACAAAGACUGUGACUUAUUGGUGAGGGCAGCUGGACAACUCUGAGAGCAACUUAGAGAAAUCCAUCUUGGGCACACUCUAUAAAGGAGCUCCUUCUCUGGAAAUAGCACCCCAGAUAAGUGCACAAAAGCAAGACACCCUCGUGGAACUACUUCUUCCCGCUUUCAACACCCUGAUGCCUGAAGCUAUGCUUGAUACUAAAGGAGGUUUUCCCACAUAUGCAUCUUCUGUAUUUUGAAAUUGCAACUAUGGACAGUUAUGGCUAAUCCUAGUAGAUUGUCUUCCCUUCUUUUAACAUCUUGGAUGAAUUUGGGGCACACUAAUGUGUUAUGUGAAGAUGGAUGUUGAAUCUACUCUACAGAUUCACCCCAGCCAGCCAUCUUAAAAUACCUGCAUGGGCAACGGAGCUAUCUGCAGAGAAAGUUUGGGUAAAAUCAGUGCAUAUGAUAAUAGGUAUCUGAAGGAAUUCCGCACGGAGCAGUGCCCACUCUUUGUGCAACACAAAUGCACUCAGCAUCGGCCCUACACCUGCUUCCACUGGCACUUCGUGAACCAGCGACGCCGCCGGUCCAUCCGCCGUCGGGACGGCACCUUCAACUAUAGCCCUGACGUCUACUGCACCAAGUACGACGAGGCCACAGGCCUCUGCCCGGAGGGCGACGAGUGCCCAUUCCUGCACAGGACCACAGGGGACACUGAGCGCAGGUACCACCUGCGCUACUACAAAACUGGAAUCUGCAUCCACGAGACAGACUCAAAAGGCAACUGCACCAAAAACGGCCUGCACUGUGCUUUUGCCCAUGGGCCCCAUGACCUCCGUUCCCCUGUCUACGACAUCAGGGAGCUCCAGGCCAUGGAAGCCUUGCAGAACGGCCAGACCACAGUAGAGGGCAGCAUAGAGGGCCAGUCGGCUGGGGCCGCAAGCCAUGCCAUGAUAGAAAAAAUCCUCAGUGAGGAGCCGCGGUGGCAAGAGACUGCUUAUGUGCUGGGGAACUAUAAGACGGAGCCGUGCAAGAAGCCUCCACGGCUGUGCCGCCAGGGUUAUGCCUGUCCCUACUACCACAACAGCAAGGACCGGCGGCGGAGCCCCCGGAAACACAAAUACAGGUCAUCUCCAUGUCCGAAUGUAAAACAUGGGGAUGAGUGGGGAGACCCCGGCAAGUGUGAGAAUGGAGACGCCUGCCAGUACUGCCACACCCGCACGGAGCAGCAGUUCCACCCAGAGAUCUAUAAAUCUACCAAGUGCAACGACAUGCAGCAGUCGGGCAGCUGUCCCCGAGGACCUUUCUGCGCCUUCGCCCACGUAGAACAGCCACCCCUCGGUGACGACCUGCAGCCUUCCUCAGCUGUGUCCAGCCCUACUCAGCCAGGUCCCGUCUUGUAUAUGCCCUCUGCUGCCGGAGACUCGGUGCCUGUGAGCCCGUCCAGUCCGCAUGCCCCUGACCUCAGCGCCCUCCUUUGUAGAAACAGCAGCCUAGGCAGCCCAUCUAACCUCUGUGGCUCUCCCCCGGGCUCCAUCAGGAAGCCCCCGAACCUGGAAGGCAUUGUCUUCCCUGGGGAGUCUGGCCUUGCCCCUGGCAGCUAUAAGAAGGCUCCUGGCUUCGAGAGAGAAGACCAGGUGGGAGCCGAGUACCUGAAAAAUUUCAAAUGCCAGGCCAAGUUAAAACCCCACUCACUAGAGCCCAGGAGUCAAGAGCAACCUCUGCUACAGCCCAAACAGGACGUGCUGGGCAUCCUCCCCGUGGGCAGUCCCCUGACCUCAAGCAUCUCUUCUAGUAUCACCUCCAGCCUGGCAGCUACUCCUCCUAGCCCCGCUGGCACCAGCAGUGUCCCUGGCAUGAAUGCAAAUGCUCUGCCCUUCUACCCCACCAGUGACACGGUAGAGUCAGUCAUAGAGUCUGCCCUAGAUGACCUGGACCUGAACGAAUUUGGGGUAGCCGCCCUAGAGAAGACUUUCGAUAACAGCACAGUGCCCCACCCAGGCAGCAUCACAAUCGGCGGCAGUUUGCUGCAGAGCUCUGCACCUGUGAACAUCCCUGGCUCCUUGGGCAGCUCUGCCUCCUUCCACUCAGCAUCCCCAUCCCCUCCUGUCAGCCUCUCCUCACAUUUCCUGCAACAGCCCCAGGGCCACCUGAGCCAGUCAGAAAACACGUUUUUGGGGACCUCAGCAUCACAUGGAUCUUUGGGUCUGAACGGGAUGAACAGCAGCAUCUGGGAGCAUUUUGCCUCUGGAAGCUUCUCCCCAGGCACUUCCCCUGCCUUCCUGUCAGGGCCAGGGGCUGCCGAGCUGGCCCGGCUUCGGCAAGAGCUGGACGAAGCCAACAGCACCAUCAAGCAGUGGGAGGAGUCCUGGAAGCAGGCUAAGCAGGCUUGUGAUGCCUGGAAGAAGGAGGCAGAGGAGGCUGGUGAGCGGGCCAGCGCAGCAGGUGCCGAGUGCGAACUGGCCCGGGAACAGCGGGAUGCGCUGGAGGUGCAGGUGAAAAAGCUACAGGAGGAGCUGGAGCGGCUGCACUCGGGCUCUGACCCACAGGCCCUGCCCACCUUCUCUGACCUGGAGGCCCUCUCGCUCUCCACUCUCUACUCUCUCCAGAAGCAGCUGCGGGCCCACCUGGAACAAGUGGACAAGGCCGUGUUCCACAUGCAGUCGGUGAAAUGCCUUAAGUGUCAGGAGCAGAACCGAGCGGUGCUGCCGUGCCAACACGCCGUGCUGUGCGAGCUCUGUGCCGAGGGCAGCGAGUGCCCCGUCUGCCAGCCAGGCCGGCCCCACACCCUCCAGUCGUGACCCUGCAGGCCUGGCCCGGCCUGGCUCAGAUCUUCUCACCUAGGACUUUUUAAAG
This is a messenger RNA of Diceros bicornis minor, 2994 nucleotides long. It is a transcript of the gene UNK, whose product is annotated as unk zinc finger. Gene Ontology annotation, molecular function: metal ion binding; mRNA CDS binding. NCBI's taxonomy places the organism in Eukaryota, Metazoa, Chordata, Mammalia, Perissodactyla, Rhinocerotidae. The transcript is spliced from 19 exons. The coding region runs from base 552 to 2939 and encodes 795 amino acids. The record is from RefSeq and is a predicted model, not a curated record. Gene Ontology annotation, biological process: cell morphogenesis involved in neuron differentiation.